This is a messenger RNA of Actinia tenebrosa (Australian red waratah sea anemone), 1117 nucleotides long. RefSeq lists its product as uncharacterized. Lineage: Eukaryota; Metazoa; Cnidaria; Anthozoa; Actiniaria; Actiniidae. The record is from RefSeq and is a predicted model, not a curated record.
UUUAGACAGUCGCCCUGGAAAAUAGCGAAAAUUAGAAGACAGUUUUGCGAGGAAAAGGUGACCAUGUGUGGAAAUGGUGGCUUUGUGCGGAAUAGUUUGCCUUCACACCUUCCACUAUCGUGCAAAAUUUUGUCACGCAGGCUUGAAAGGAAAUAUUCAUUAUCUCAACUCACGCAACGAAAUAAUCGUUAUCGAAGACCAAGAAUAAAUAUAGUUUGAAUAAGAAAACGUCUUCAAGCCGAGAAUUUCUGAAGAUACUUCACAAUUUUGAUGGACGAAUGGUGUUGUGAUGUCGCGCCCCGUUGCGCAACCUCUGAAACUGAAAACCUUUUCAAUACACCGAUCCCUCAAGCUCCGCCCCUUCAUAGCAACGCAUAGCAACCAGGCAACCUCGGACAUUAAAUCCAAUAUGGCGGUUCCUUGCGUUACAUCGAUGAAUGCAUUACCCAAAGAUUUUGGAUUAAACUUCUUCGGAUCACGACCUCUYACGUUAAGAUCUAAGGAGAGAGGAUAUAACUAUUUCCUAAACAGUUAUGUCUUUGAUGUCAAAUUGCAAACAUCUGAAGAAAAACAUGCAUUUGUUUCAAGCAAAUGUUACCAAUCGAUGCGCAAAAAUGAAACACCACACAAACUCCAUAUGGAUAUUUCUACAGAGGAACGUCGUUUUACAGAUUGUAAUUGCGUUUGCGUGGCAGGUAUGUCUGGAACGUGUUCCCAUAUUCUUGCAUUGGUUUUCASGUUGAUACACUACCAGCAAAAAGGACUGAAGGAAGUACCGACUUCCUUGUCUUGUACUAGUUUACCCCARCAAUGGCAUAGGCCCAGAGGAACCAAAAUUAAACCCCUACCUGUCGUAAAUAUGAUCUUGGCUAAGGCAAAACGCUAUGCGACRGGGAAAAAAGGCCUGUAUUCACCAAAACAACAAAACAAAGGUAAACUGAUCAACACAAAGAUCAAAUCUUUAUUUUCGUCAGCAGUUAUAUUUACACUUAUUAUUAUUUUUGGUUAUUUUAUUCAGAUUUUAUUGCUUACCUUUGAACAUAUAUAUGUGUCCUUCAUAAUUUUCUGGAUGUUAAAAUCGCUGUGAGGCCUUCCACAAGCUUUAAUCCAACGAAGG